This is a messenger RNA of Acanthochromis polyacanthus (spiny chromis), 1866 nucleotides long. Its product is annotated as NXPE family member 3-like. NCBI's taxonomy places the organism in Eukaryota, Metazoa, Chordata, Actinopteri, Pomacentridae. The coding region runs from base 1 to 1707 and encodes 568 amino acids. The transcript is spliced from 6 exons. The record is from RefSeq and is a predicted model, not a curated record.
AUGGUGCCUCCUGGCUUUGCGUCUUUGACGGCCAGGCCGCUUGACAGGUGGUUCCUUAGGCGGCAAGGAGACAGGGCCCGGUCGGCUACCAGGGGAGUCAGCAGGCGGGUCAGUCAGCGGAGCGCCCAAGAAUUCAUGAAGUUUCAGAAGAAAGAAAACCUCACUAUCAUCCCUCCAAGAGCGGUGCCUAAGAAACAUCAUGAUUUCUGGACUUUCCAGCCACUGUCCCCUAAAGAGGACCUUGAAGAAAAACUCCUACUGGAAUCCAUUGCUUGGCCAGAAACUCCACCUUUGCCGACUCCUCUUUCCUUGACCAAAACCAGUUGUCCAGCUAAAAGCACCUUCACCAUUCUUCCACAAAGUGGAGAUGGACAGUGGCAUGUAGGGGACAAGCUGAAGGUGCUGAUCAAAAUGUAUGACUUCCAAGGAAGUCCUAAAAAGUCUGGAGGAGACGUCUUAUUCGCCCGGCUGCACAAUCCGACUCUUGGUGCUGGUGUGGUUGGGAAAGUGGAGGAUCAUCUCAAUGGCACCUACUCUGUUGUUUUCUCUUUACUCUGGGAAGGAAGCGCUUGGGUUGAGGUGACACUGGUUCACCCCAGUGAGGCCGUCACAGUGCUACACAGGUUGAACAGUGAACAGCCUGACAGGGUUUACUUCCAGAGCCUCUUCCGCUCAGGCUCCGUCUCUGAAACUACCAUCUGUAAUGUAUUCCUGCGUUCGACCGAGCAGCCGCUGUGCAACUACACUGACCUCCAUACAGGUGAACCUUGGUUCUGCUUCAAGCCAAAGAAUCUGAACUGUGAUACCAGGAUCAACCACUCUAAGAGAGGAUUCAAACAAAACCUCAAGAGCAACGAGGAGAAACUCUUUCAGCUUGGUGUCAACAUGAAAGUCUCAAUUCCAGCCUCAGGACCUGCUGGUGUCACCGUGUUGCCAAGACAGAAAGGUCAAGCAGUGAUGAGCAACAGCAAUGUGGAGUCUGGACCCUCUGGCUACUACUACCAGGGUGCAUGGCAAACACUAAGUGGCACCAAAGUUCAGCAGUUCAACACCUCCUCAGCCAUCACUCAGUGUCUGAAAGGCAAAGUGGUCCACCUGUACGGAGACUCCACCAUCAGGCAGUGGUUUGAGUACUUCAAUGGAGCACUACCAGAUCUCAAGGAGUUUGACCUGCACAGCCAGAAGCAAAAUGGACCUUUCAUGGCCAUGGACUUUGCAAACAACAUCUUAAUGACGUUCCGCUGCCAUGGUCCUCCUAUUCGUUUUCUCCCUGUCCCAAUCAACGAGUUGCGUUACAUUGCCAAUGAACUAGACAAUGUAAUUGGAGGCACCAACACAGUGGUGAUCUUUGGCAUCUGGGCGCACUUCAGCACUGUCCCAGUGGAGGUCUACAUCCGGCGGUUGCAGAGCAUCCGUAGGGCGGUGGUACGCCUGCUGAACAGAUCUCCAGGUACAGUGGUCAUCAUCCGGACAGCAAACCCCAAAGCUUUGACACUCUAUGAGACUCUGACCAACAGUGACUGGUACUCACUGCAGAAUGACAAAGUACUCAGGGCCAUAUUUAAAGGAUUGAAUGUUCAUCUGGUGGAUGCCUGGGAGAUGGUCCUGGCCCAUCACUUACCUCACAACCUCCACCCACAACCUCCUAUUAUUAAGAAUAUGAUCAAUGUUCUCUUGUCCUACAUAUGUCCUAUAAAGGGAGGCUAGAUUUUGUCUUCAGGAAUCUAUGCACAGUGAAGACUAACUACAAUUAGUUAUUUUUAAUACACCAGGUUGGAUAAUAAAGAUAACUUAACACCUACAUCCUCAUGUUUGAGAUUGGAGCACAACAUUCCUGGAGAUGCUGGAAUUCUGUAGCCAGUGCAG